Messenger RNA from Salvelinus sp. IW2-2015, 3740 nucleotides. RefSeq lists its product as uncharacterized. Gene Ontology annotation, molecular function: GTP binding. NCBI's taxonomy places the organism in Eukaryota, Metazoa, Chordata, Actinopteri, Salmoniformes, Salmonidae. The record is from RefSeq and is a predicted model, not a curated record.
CAAGGCAAGUGUCCACGCCCUUCAGAGUAAAAGCUACACCCCAGUCUUUCACACCCCAGUCUUUCAGGAACUUGUUGUAAGCCAGAAGUAAAAGGACUGUUGUUAGCCAGAAGUAAAAGGACUGUUAUUGGGCAUUGACAUGAUGACUAAAAUGAGUUGGAUUGUAACAAUUUUGGGGAGAAACUAAGCACAGAUAAAGCUUAAGAUCAAGAGAAAUGGCAACCAGAGAUUCAUCAACAUGUGACCUCAAAGUUGUCCUUCUUGGCGGCAGAAACUCUGGGAAGAGCGAAGUGGGCAAUGUGCUGCUGGACAGGGAGGAGUUUGUCAUCAAYGAGCGGACCACGUGCUCUAGGAGGGUGGGAGAGGUGGCAGGUGGGUGGGUUACUGUGGUGGACACACCUGGCUGGUGGUGUGACUUCAAGGUGCAGGACACGCCUCAGCUGGUGAAAAGGGAGAUAGUGCGCAGUGUCUCUCUGUGCACCCCGGGACCCCAUAUUUUCCUUAUCGUCAUUAAGGCACACUCAGUGUUCUGUGAGAAGCGUCGCAGGGCUGUAGAGGAGCACCUGGCCCUCCUCAGUGAGAGAGUGUGGAGUCACUGUAUGGUCGUCUUCACCUGCAGAGACUGGCCUGGACACAUGCACAUGMWGCAGCAAGUCAAGAGAGGAGGCACGGCCCUCCUGUGGCUGGUGGAGAAAUGCAGUCAUAGGUAUCACUGCCUCAACUUGAAGAGUGGACCAGGUGGAAAUCAGAUCACAGAGCUGUUCAYGAAGAUGCAGAGACUGGUGARAGAAAAUAGUGACAGCUAUUUUAAAAUYGAGGGACUGRUUUUACAAGAGGUGGAGGAAAAGAAGAGGAUAGUGGAYCAAAGGGCUCAGCAGAGAUUGAUGAAGAUGCAGAAACAGAGAUCUCUGCUCAAUGGGGAGUCAUGUCAUCUCUCCGAAAUCAGAGUCGUGCUGCUUGGAGCUCGGGGCUCAGGGAAGAGUUCAGCAGGAAACACCAUCCUGGGUCAAGGAGGAAGCUUUGAGGUCAGAAGGAGAACAGRGCAAUGCAUGGUGGGAGCAGGGGAUGUUGCUGGGAGACAAGUCACUGUGGUGGACACUCCAGGCUGGUGGAUGAAUUACUUCUCUCAGGAUAGUCCUGUUUUUGACAGACAGGAGAUAGUGUGUAGUGUAUCUCUUUGCUCCCCUGGUCCACAUGCCCUCCUGCUGAUGGUGCGUGUGYACCGGUCCUUCACAGAGACCUACAGGAGAGCUGUGCAGGAGCACCUAGAGCUCAUCACAGACACAGUCUGGGCUCACAUCAUCGUCCUGUUCAACUUUGGGGAUUGGCUGGGAGACACAACCAUCGAGCAGCACAUUGAGAGUGAGGGAGAGGCCCUCCAGUGGCUUGUGGAGAAGUGUGGCAACAGGUAUCAUGUCCUCAACAAUAGAAGCAACUCAGGAUUUCAGGUUARGGAACUGAUGAGAAAGAUUGAGGAACUGAUGUCAUGCAACAGCAGUUGUUACUGUAAGAUUGAGGGUGGCAUUCUGCAGGAGUUGGAGGAGAAGAGGAGGGAAGAACAGAAAAGAGCAGGYGAGAGACUGACGAGGAGGCAGAAACAAAGAGAGACUGCCKGAUCUCUAUUAGGGGAGCUCUACUGUCCCUCAGAGCUGAGAAUAAUGCUGCUGAGUGGRCGCAACACAGGCAGGAGCUCUGCUGGAAACACCAUCCUGGGCAGAGAGCACUUUAAAGUAGGGUGCCAUGCCACUGACUGUGUGGAAGGACAAGGAAAGGUCAGGGGUAAGACUGUGACAGUUUUGGACCCACCAGGCUGGCUGUCAGUGGGUCCUGGCUCCCUGAUGUCUCCCUCAGCCUCUGGGGUAACUGUGGUCCUGGUGGUGGUGAAUGUYAGCUCCUCCUUCAGCCACACUGUCUGGAGAACAGCAGUAAAACACCUGGAGGCGCUCGGAGAGAAAGUAUGGAAUAGAACCAUGGUCCMAUUCACCUUUGGYGACUGGCUGGGGGACACGACCAUCGAGCAGCGCAUUGAGAGUGAGGGAGAGSCCCUCCAGAGGCUUGUCGAGAAGUGUGGCAACAGGUAUCACGUGUUGGACAAUAAGAGCCAGGGGACUGGUGCACAGGUCACUGAGCUGCUACAGAAGAUAGAGGAGAUGCUGGUGGAGGAGAGGUUGGAGGUUCUACAGAGAAGAGAACAGGUUGGGAAGAGUCUCACAGUGAUUCAGGAGCCAGAGAUGGAUGGAGUGAUGGGAGAGGGCAUAGAGGUCCUUGUAGKAAACCACACAGACYCUCCCUUUCAUGAUGUGUGUGAGGUGGCUAGUUCAGAGGACCUUCUAACCCCAGAUGACUCAGGAGCCCCAGACUUUGGUGGACAGGAGUUGGCACUACCAGAYGCCAGCGGAGGAUGGUGGACUYAAGCAAAUCACUCCAUCCUGGAUGUGGAGGGGUUUCUGUCCUGCAUGGCCAGUGUGCUUCAGGGGAAUCAGGAGGGGCUGAUGUGGAACAUGGGGGGCAGACAGARGCUAGUGGUGAACCUCCCAGACUGUCUCCACACUGGARCUACUCAGAGCCAUCAUCUGAGAUGGAAUGGACAGAAUGGUAGAAAACCYGUCACCCUGUUCUCUCCAGGACACCAAGCUCUCCUCCUGGUCGAGCAACCCAAAGAACCAGAAAGAAUGCUGGUGAAGAAACAGGAAGACAUUGUSGAUACACAGUCCCUUGGACACCCSAGGCUGAGGGACAGGACCCUCAAGGAGAUUGCCAGAACAGGAGGCRUGCAGGCCUUGAUUGACCAAUGGGGGAACAGUAAUUUGGAGGAGCUUGAAUCCUUCAUUGACUCCUAUUUUGAAAUGGUGUGGAAGAAAACCAUGGGGUCUUUCAUAGUAGAGGAGGAGGACUGUCUCACCAGCAACAGCCCAGAGCUGAAUGAUGUUGGGGAGGAUCUUGUAAAUAAUGGUGGCCAGGAGGUGCUGUCAUCCAUUGACAAGAAGCUGUCUAAGCUGGACAUCCUGGAAGGCUUGCAGAGACUUGCUGGACCUCAGACAGAGUCUGGAUCACAGCUGUGACAUCAUACAGGAACUCAGGGACAAAAGUAAAGCAACACAAAAGCCUGCUGUUCCCUCUGAUGCAGGGGAGGCAGAAGUGGAGGAAAGUUGCUAGAGGAGAGAUGUUCAACAAUAACAUAAAUGAUAAGUUAUAGAUUGGUUUGUUUUAUCUAAAUAUGCCCUAACAUCAUUGUUCAGGUAACAACUAAUUAACAGUAUUGAUUUAUUGAUGGAGUUAAUGCUAAUGGUGAGGCAGUAUAUUAACUUCAUGAUGUCAUGUGUUUCCACAAGGGGGAGCCCUCUGACAAGCAAUUGUGGGGGGUUGGUCUCCUGCAUAGGUUACUGRAUCUAUUCACUACAUGAAAUAUUUCACUCCAUUUUUAUGCAAGAUACCAGUCAUUUUAAAUCAGUUAUUGUUGAUCAUUUCCUAGAUGAUAAUUUUAUUUAUCUUAUGAGGCUUGUAUAAAGACAGACAUAUCAGGGUCCAGAUGACAGCACGUGUCAUGCCAUAAAAGUAACAUAUUACAUCAUGAAACAUAUCAUACCAUCCAAGGGGCGACUCRUUUUUUGUYUUUGCUCAUGGYAUGACUUGUUCGAGUCAAUGUAAAAAMAAUUGACAGCAACAAAGACUGAGAGCCGUGACCCUCUUAGGUGGUGGGUAAGCUGAGGAUGAAAAACUGUCUGACUGUGCUGUGGUGU